This is a messenger RNA of Exophiala dermatitidis NIH/UT8656, 1967 nucleotides long. RefSeq lists its product as uncharacterized. The record is from RefSeq and is a predicted model, not a curated record. The transcript is spliced from 2 exons. Lineage: Eukaryota; Fungi; Ascomycota; Eurotiomycetes; Chaetothyriales; Herpotrichiellaceae. Bases 716 to 1114 code for a protein of 132 amino acids. Gene Ontology annotation, biological process: 2-oxoglutarate metabolic process.
CUGACACCGGCAGCUGCAAACCACGAAAUUCGGCCAUUAUUUCCUGCCUUGUAAUAAUAAAAGUAUUACAGCUCAUUAUUAGCACUGUUUAUUUAAGCAUUGAUUACUGAGAGCCACUUCGCUUGGACCUUCGGCAAACCAAGCAUCCCACCUCUGGCACUGGCAUUGACUGCGGUGCCCUGCAGCAAGUGCAUACCCCAAGAAUCUUCCGUCGGUCGGUCGGAUUGCUUCUUCGCGAGCUUGAACAGUCCGACACCAACACCAGCUCUACCACCACCACUGUCAAGGAAGUUUCCGAUAUCACUACUAUCCCGCGAUCCUUCUUCAUCCAUCCGCGCCCGCCCUAGCAGUCGACAGUACCUUGCGUAUCCCCAGACCAUCUCAGGCCUCCUACCACCGGAUUGAGAUUGGACGCGGAGCUCCACCACGCCCUUUCACGCUCUCGUCCGAACCGUCCCGCCCCCCAGGCGCAUGGUGCGAUACAACUAGUUCACAUAAUAUAGCACACAACUUGAAGUGUCCAGCAAAAAUAAAGCCAGUGCCUCCUUCCAACGAACCUCUCCGUCACGACUCUUGCACAACUUGAACUCAUCUGUACCCCAUACAUCAGGUUGACGGUACAUAGCCUGAGGCAUCCUUUCGCACCCUCCAUCUAGCUAUCUGCCAACAGCUCGCCUCUACCGGCGCUCGCGUCUCAACCCAAAGCAACCUAACAAUGCGUCCCUCUCUCAUUCUCCGGGCAGGCCGGACACCCAUGAUCAAAUUCAUUGGCAAGCACACACCACCAAAAUCCAUCGACCAUGCACCUCACCCUCACCCCGCUUCGCCCACUCAUUCUCUUCCCGACAGUUUCAUAACCUACCGCUCCAAGGCUCAGCAGCACGGUCCAUUGGGAGGCAACAACGGCCAUGCCUCUCCAUACCAAGCACCAACCUUGAGCGCCGUGACCUAUGGCCGCAUCGGCGGCACGCCAGGACGACAGCUGGGCCCUGUUGAGCCCAGGGAGGGCGAAUACUUUGACAGAAAUGAGCUUCCUCGAAGAUUCUGGAGACCGCAAUGGACCGAGGAGGAAAUCGAAGCCGUCAGCAGUGGUGGAGCUAGCCUCUUCGCAUGAUUGAAAAGAAAGCAAAAAAUAUAAACCAUAAGACUUGCAAAUGUUUGAGUUCCUUCAACAGUAUCAGCUCUGGCACCACAUCAAAGCAUUCCGGCGUUCAAAAGAGGAGCAGGUAUCACAUUGAUGUAUGAGGAAUAAAUUGCGCAAAGGUGAAGCGAGAUGUCUUUUUGCAACCUUUUUGGUGUUCGGAAAUCCCUACUGCUCCCUUCAACAUCUUGGGUCAUAGAGCUUGGUGGACGCGUCGACAUGUCUGAUACCAUCGAUGAUGUGAACCUGCAAGCACAACUCGUGGCAUCGUGCAUGAACUGUGUCUCAACGGUGAUGUACGGGGUUUCACCAUCUCGUCUAUAGCAGGCCGGAAAGUCGGAUCAUCAUCACCCAUCUCAAGAGGCCUGAGUAUGCGGGCAACAGACAUGAAUGAGUUGCCAAUCGAGGAGGAUCAGAUGCUGAGAGUCGAUCACGCGCUCAGAAACGAGACCACUUUUACCUUCCGGCUUCGUUCAAAGGUGGUCAAACCGAGUCAGGGGACAAUCGAGCUCCCCACGGCAUUUGAUGAGAUGGAGGUACUACUGCUGUAUCUAUCCACCCCUUCUCGUUCAACGACACAUUCGUGCUGGUACAUACUGUACAUAGAGUCGAUGAUGUGAUAUGAUAAGAUAUCUUACGCCAUAUUGUACCGCACAUAUUUACAUGCCUCCUGAUUGCGUUACCAUUAUUCAGCUUGUGCUGUCCCACGAUUAUCUGUCGUGACAGCUACUCCCUAGGUAGUGUCUGAACGAUGUAGGAGGCGUAUAUGAAUGUAUCCUUACUAGUACUCGGCUUAACCAACUUCAGUAUGACAUGUUCAAGCACA